Anastrepha obliqua is the source of this 2874-nucleotide messenger RNA. It is a transcript of the gene Aps, whose product is annotated as diphosphoinositol polyphosphate phosphohydrolase 1. Gene Ontology annotation, biological process: diadenosine pentaphosphate catabolic process; diadenosine hexaphosphate catabolic process; diphosphoinositol polyphosphate metabolic process. Bases 887 to 1378 code for a protein of 163 amino acids. Gene Ontology annotation, molecular function: endopolyphosphatase activity; bis(5'-adenosyl)-hexaphosphatase activity; diphosphoinositol-polyphosphate diphosphatase activity. The record is from RefSeq and is a predicted model, not a curated record. Lineage: Eukaryota; Metazoa; Arthropoda; Insecta; Diptera; Tephritidae. Gene Ontology annotation, cellular component: nucleus; cytoplasm. The transcript has 5 exons.
UCUAAGGUUGUCAAAUUUAGUGGAAUUUCUUUAUGUACUCUUUGCAAUUGCCGUGUGAAAAUUAUUUGUCGGAAGAAAUUGUGAUUAAAGUGGAGAAUUAAUUUUCUGCGUCGUCAACGAGCAGAAAAUUUGCAAGAUUAACUAAUAAUACGAAUAAGAGUGCAGCCGCCGUUAGCGACGCAGCACCCGCAAUCGUAUGCCAGUGAGAAAGAUGGGAAGCAGGUGUCCAAGAAUAAGUAGAUAAGCAACGUCUGGAAGCAAAAUUUUUGCUUAACGACGCAGACAAAGGAAAGGCAACAAUAAUAACAUAAGCAACUACACCCGUGAGGGAAAAUAUCACUCGCCAAGUAGACAGCCGACAGCAGAGCUGUGACGACGACGACAACGGCGACGACGUCGACAUACAAAUAACAACAAGAACAACACCUACAAUAGCAGCAGUUUAGCAAAGUCAACCAGCCUGCAAAAGGCAUACAUGCAAAACAGCAAAAAAUACACAAGAAUGCUCAUAUUGCAAAGCUAAAUACCACUUUGCCACUUUUUGCAUUAUUUAAAACUUUCAUACGUCGUUUUUUAAUACUUCCUGUGCCUCUUCUAAUUGCACUCAGCUUACCGUCAACUGAGUACGGCAUACCACCUAUCGACCAACCAAGCGGUCGACCUACUUGCGAUUACUUGGCGAAUACUAAUACAUUCACGCUGUGGCAAGAUAUUCGCUUUUAAGAAUAAUAAAUAACUAUUUUGGAACAUUCUUUUUCACAACUAUCUUCAAGUUUGGUACCUGCGAAUUUUCUCAGUACUGCCACGCGUUUUUCGACAGCUUCUACAACUACGAGUUUGCGGAUUUAAUUUUUUUAGCCGAAUCAAGGAUACAAUUUAGUUAAAGAUGGUCAAGGAGAAGCCUAAUUCUACACGAAUUUACGAUAAGGAUGGCUUUCGCCGUCGUGCCGCUUGCAUUUGUGUGCGUUCUGAUGCAGAAGCAGAGGUGCUGCUGGUAACCUCUUCGCGUCGCCCGGAAUUGUGGAUCGUGCCAGGCGGCGGUGUUGAACCCGAAGAAGAACCUUCGGUAACGGCUGUGCGUGAGGUGCUUGAAGAGGCCGGCGUUAUUGGUAAGCUUGGCCGCUGCUUGGGUGUGUUUGAGAAUCGUGAGCAUAUGCAUCGCACCGAAGUGUUUGUAAUGACUGUCACCAAUGAGCUGGAAGAGUGGGAGGAUUCGCGUAGCAUUGGACGUAAACGUCAGUGGUUUUCAAUUGACGAUGCGCUCACUCAAUUGGCACUACAUAAACCGACACAACGACACUAUUUAAUGCAAUUACGGCAUUCGAAGUACAAUACGACCACUUCGAGCACACCGCCAGUCUCUCCCACAGAAACAUAAGGAUAAAUGAGAUACUGUCACACUCACACAAGCGUAGAUGCAGUGCAACUACAUACGAUUACGUUGGCCGCGACACGUGGAUCGUAGACUUAAGCGACAAACACACACACAGACACACCCAUACACAUAUAUAGAUAUAAAAUACAUUCAUAACAAGGUGCUUGCACGCAUCACCUAUUGCGCUGUUAGACAAACUGCAAAUAUUGUUUCACCAUAAUACACUUUGAGUACCAAUUCUUUGCGCAUUCGCACCCCAUUCACGACAAUAUACUAUAGAUUUACUUUUACAAAUGGAAACGUAUUCAAGCACACCUAUACACACACACACAUGAUGGCAUCAUCAUUAAUUAUGAAGUAAAGUGAAAUUAUAAUAUGCAAUAUCAUUUUAAGUUAAAUUUUGUUCGAAAUAGGCAGACGUCUAUAGACUUUUUUUAAAAUUAUGCUCCACAUCAAUAAGCCACGUUCAUUAAUAACAUUAAGAUCUUUUGUAAUGCUGUAAUAAAGUCUGUAACGAUUAAGUUAAACAAAAUGUGAAAUGAAAAGAAUUAAUUGAACAUUUUCUGAUAAAUAGUGCAGAAAUCGAAACUACAUAUGAAUGCAAACUCUAUUGUUGACUUUAACUGGAACGCAUAUCCGGUGCAGAGGGAACUCGAAAUUUCGCGCAGAACACAUAAUUAUAUAGAAAUAUUAUAUUUUCAUAUAAUAUAAAAUUUAAAUCGAAAAUAAAUAAGGGAAUGGUUACAUUGACGAAGAAAUUUCUGCAACUCAAAAAAAAGUUUAACUACAAACUUUGAAAAAAUUGCACAUUUUUGUAAAUUUCUACUUAGAUUUUCUACUAUUUUAUAAUUUAAAUGAAACGAAAAGAAAUAAGAUGCUUAUAUGUAACUACUUACUAUUGUAACGUACAUUGAAGUUGCGCCAAACUGCUUUUUGUGGAAGCAAUGACAUUGAUGAAAUUAUGUAAUCAAAAUUCUAAAAACAAACAAAAAUAAGAAAAAAGUAUCUAAUGUUGAAAACAAUGAAAGUAACCGUAACUAAAACGGUUGAUUCAAACAUGUGAAAUUCCGUAUACAAUUUGUGAGCUGUUUGUAGAUAUUUGAUUUUCCGAAGAUUUUUUUCUUUUUUUUUCGUUUACAUUUUGACAUUUACUGCACCAGUUGCCUUCCGUAUUGAAUAGAUUGCCUGUAUGUUAGUAUCCGCCGUAUACCCGCCCGUUCAUUAGACAACAACCCACUUGUGCUUUUUCCCGUAAACACUUUAGUCUCAUUCUUACAACAAAAGAAAUAUAAUACUAUUCGGGCAUUGGUUGUUGGACAUAACUUCAUACCGGCUGCAUUUCAUUAUUUUGCUACUGUAGAUCAUAGAAAAUUCGUGGGAAAUUUACUUUUUAAAGUAUUUAAAACACGAUUUAAUCAACUAAUCGCAGUCACUGACAUUGUUAAGGAAGGAAAAGUAAUUUCUAAUUUAAAUGUAAAGAGUAAAUUAUAAAUAAUAAA